CGUUCCUGUAGUUCUCUUUCAAAGUCACUGACGAUCACAGCGAUAAAAUGUCUGCAGCUGAAGUUGUGUAUUCUAAUGAGGAGAUUAUAAUGGAGAGGGGAAACACUGACGGGAGCGCUAACUCACCGAUUGAAACCACUUACUCUGAAUUCGGCAUUGUGAGGAGACGGCCAUCUACAGAGCUUCCUGAUGGACGAUGUAGAGUCACCUCAGAGAGAGCGGCUGUGUUUGUUCUCAGCGUUCUCCUGGCAGCUUAUCUCAUCACUCUCGGCCUACACUUGUAUAAAGACAACCAAACCAAAGAAAGUAUUGGGGCUGUGGAAAAUAAUCUCAAAGUGUGCUCUGCAAACUAUACGAUUCUCCAAAAGAUGAUAGAUGAGCGUGACGCUGAGAUAGAAAACCUCACAGAGAGAUUCUCUGCAGUAAAACCAUGCAAACCGGAGUCACCAAAGUGCCCUGAAGUAAACAGGGACUGUCCAAAAUGUCCAGUCGGCUGGGAGCGUCAUGGAGGGAAAUGCUAUUAUUUCUCCACCUAUACAGCAACCUGGACAAGUAGCAGAGAUGAAUGCAGACGUAAAGGAGGAGAUCUGGUUAAGAUAGAGAGCAGAGAGGAGCAGGAAUUCCUGGAGCAGAAAGUGAGAGAUGAAAUGACUGCAGAUCAGGACAAGUUCUGGAUCGGACUGACGGACUCAGUGACAGAGAGAACAUGGCUGUGGACAGACGGGUCAGCACUGGACAACAGUUUGAAGUUUUGGAGCAGAACUGAGCCAGACAACUAUAAAGAGGUCCAUUCUGAUGGAGAGGAUUGUGCGAGGAUGGGGGAGAGAGGCAAAGCAGCACACGUGAUGUGUUGGUUUGAUGCACCUUGUAUAGACCCUCACAAAAGUAUCUGUGAGAAACCAGAAGAACCUUGACAGUUGAAGUGUGUCUGAAAACAGUUCAGCUUAAGUCUCGCUCAGCAUGUUUAAAGCUCAUGAUCAAAUAAAUAAAUUCGGUCCUGCAAACAGAA
Trematomus bernacchii (emerald rockcod) is the source of this 1009-nucleotide messenger RNA. Its product is annotated as hepatic lectin-like. Bases 48 to 914 code for a protein of 288 amino acids. The transcript is spliced from 9 exons. The record is from RefSeq and is a predicted model, not a curated record. NCBI's taxonomy places the organism in Eukaryota, Metazoa, Chordata, Actinopteri, Perciformes, Nototheniidae.